CAGGGGGAGGAGAGCGCGAGCGCACGCCGGCGGAGGUGUGGGUGUUCCGCUUCCAUCCUAACGGAACGGGCUCGGACUUCGCGGACAUGGGACUACCCAGCGGCUGCUGAACCCCGCUUCCCGCCGGGCUCCCCCAGAGCCGCGCGGCUCCCCAGGGCUCCAAGGUUGCUGACCACAGAAACACAGGCUUCGGAUCUCUGACUGGGCAGUGCUUUGGCAGCAGAGGGCCUGACCCUGGUCAGGAUUUUCAAGGAAGACAUGUCUGACAAAAUGUCUAGCUUCCUGCAUAUUGGAGACAUUUGUUCUCUGUACGCGGAGGGAUCGACCAAUGGAUUCAUCAGCACCUUGGGCCUGGUUGAUGACCGUUGUGUUGUACAGCCAGAAGCCGGAGACCUUAACAAUCCACCGAAGAAAUUCAGAGACUGCCUCUUCAAGCUAUGUCCCAUGAAUCGCUACUCUGCCCAGAAGCAGUUCUGGAAAGCUGCUAAGCCGGGGGCCAAUAGCACAACAGAUGCGGUGCUGCUCAACAAGCUGCAUCAUGCUGCAGACUUGGAAAAGAAGCAGAAUGAGACGGAAAACAGGAAGCUGCUGGGGACGGUGAUCCAGUACGGCAAUGUGAUCCAGCUCCUGCAUCUGAAAAGUAAUAAAUACCUAACUGUGAACAAGAGACUUCCAGCCCUGCUAGAGAAGAAUGCCAUGAGAGUGACGUUGGAUGAAGCUGGGAACGAAGGGUCCUGGUUUUACAUCCAGCCAUUCUACAAGCUGCGAUCCAUCGGAGACAGUGUGGUCAUUGGGGACAAGGUGGUUCUGAAUCCAGUCAAUGCCGGCCAGCCCCUCCAUGCCAGCAGCCAUCAGCUGGUGGACAACCCAGGUUGCAACGAGGUCAAUUCCGUCAAUUGCAAUACAAGCUGGAAAAUAGUCCUGUUCAUGAAGUGGAGUGACAACAAAGAUGACAUUUUGAAGGGGGGCGAUGUGGUGAGGCUCUUCCACGCGGAGCAGGAGAAGUUUCUCACAUGUGAUGAGCAUAGGAAGAAGCAACAUGUCUUCCUGAGGACCACCGGCCGGCAGUCGGCCACAUCUGCCACCAGUUCCAAAGCCCUGUGGGAGGUGGAGGUAGUCCAGCAUGACCCUUGUCGUGGUGGAGCAGGAUAUUGGAACAGCCUCUUCCGUUUCAAGCACCUGGCCACAGGGCAUUACUUGGCCGCAGAGGUAGACCCUGACUUUGAGGAAGAAUGCCUGGAGUUUCCACCCUCAGUGGACCCAGACCAGGACGCGUCUCGGAGUAGGCUGCGAAAUGCCCAAGAAAAGAUGGUAUACUCCCUGGUCUCCGUGCCUGAAGGCAACGAUAUCUCCUCCAUCUUUGAGCUCGACCCUACCACCCUCCGUGGAGGUGACAGCCUCGUCCCCAGGAACUCCUAUGUCCGGCUUAGACACCUGUGCACCAAUACCUGGGUUCACAGCACAAAUAUUCCUAUUGACAAGGAAGAGGAGAAGCCCGUAAUGCUGAAGAUCGGCACCUCUCCCGUGAAGGAGGAUAAGGAGGCCUUUGCCAUUGUUCCUGUGUCUCCCGCUGAAGUUCGGGACCUGGACUUUGCCAAUGAUGCCAGCAAGGUGCUGGGCUCCAUUGCCGGGAAGCUGGAGAAGGGCACCAUCACCCAGAAUGAAAGACGGUCUGUAACGAAGUUGCUGGAGGACUUGGUUUACUUUGUCACUGGUGGAACUAACUCUGGCCAGGACGUGCUUGAAGUUGUCUUCUCCAAGCCCAACAGAGAACGGCAGAAGCUGAUGAGGGAGCAGAACAUUCUCAAACAGAUCUUCAAGUUGCUGCAGGCCCCCUUCACAGACUGUGGGGACGGCCCCAUGCUGCGGCUGGAGGAGCUGGGGGACCAGCGGCAUGCUCCCUUCAGACAUAUCUGUCGCCUCUGCUACAGAGUCCUGAGGCACUCACAGCAAGACUACAGGAAGAACCAGGAGUACAUAGCCAAGCAGUUUGGCUUCAUGCAGAAGCAGAUUGGCUAUGAUGUGCUGGCAGAAGACACUAUCACGGCCCUGCUCCACAACAACCGGAAACUCCUGGAAAAGCACAUCACCGCCGCAGAGAUUGAUACUUUCGUUAGUCUCGUGCGAAAGAACAGGGAGCCCAGGUUCUUAGAUUACCUCUCCGACCUCUGUGUGUCCAUGAACAAGUCAAUUCCAGUGACACAGGAGCUGAUCUGUAAAGCCGUGCUGAAUCCCACCAAUGCGGACAUCCUCAUUGAGACCAAGUUGGUUCUUUCUCGUUUUGAAUUUGAAGGUGUUUCAACCGGAGAAAAUGCUCUGGAGGCUGGAGAAGAUGAGGAAGAGGUGUGGCUAUUUUGGAGGGACAGCGACAAAGAAAUUCGUAGCAAGAGCGUCAGGGAAUUGGCCCAGGAUGCUAAAGAAGGACAAAAAGAAGACCGAGAUGUUCUCAGCUACUACAGGUAUCAGCUGAACCUCUUUGCGAGGAUGUGCCUGGACCGCCAGUACCUGGCCAUCAAUGAAAUCUCAGGCCAGCUGGAUGUGGAUCUCAUCCUUCGCUGCAUGUCCGAUGAGAACCUGCCCUAUGACCUGAGGGCUUCCUUCUGCCGCCUCAUGCUUCACAUGCAUGUGGACCGAGACCCCCAGGAACAGGUCACCCCUGUGAAAUAUGCCCGCCUCUGGUCGGAGAUCCCCUCCGAGAUCGCCAUUGAUGACUACGACAGUAGCGGAGCAUCCAAAGAUGAGAUUAAGGAGAGGUUUGCGCAAACCAUGGAGUUUGUGGAGGAGUAUUUGAGAGACGUGGUUUGUCAGAGGUUCCCUUUUUCUGAUAAGGAGAAAAAUAAGCUCACGUUCGAGGUUGUAAACUUAGCCAGGAAUCUCAUAUACUUUGGUUUCUACAACUUCUCUGACCUCCUACGGUUAACCAAGAUCCUCCUGGCCAUAUUAGAUUGUGUGCAUGUGACAACAAUCUUCCCCAUUACCAAGAUUGUGAAAGGAGAAGAGAAUAAAGGUAACAAUGAUGAGGAGAAGCUCAAGAGCAGCAACGUGAUGAGGUCUAUUCACGGUGUCGGCGAGCUGAUGACGCAGGUGGUGCUCCGGGGAGGAGGCUUUUUGCCUAUGACUCCCAUGGCUGCCGCCCCUGAAGGCAAUGUGAAGCAGGCGGAGCCCGAGAAAGAGGACAUCAUGGUCAUGGACACCAAGCUGAAGAUCAUUGAAAUUCUCCAGUUUAUUUUGAAUGUGAGAUUGGAUUAUAGGAUCUCCUGCCUCCUGUGUAUAUUUAAACGAGAGUUUGAUGAAAGCAAUUCCCAGACUUCAGAAACGUCCUCCGGAAAUAGCAGCCAAGAAGGGCCAAGUAGUGUACCAGGUGCUCUAGACUUUGAACACAUUGAAGAACAAGCGGAAGGCAUCUUUGGAGGGAGUGAGGAGAACACCCCGCUGGACUUGGACGAUCACGGUGGCAGAACCUUCCUCCGCGUCCUCCUGCACUUGACGAUGCACGACUACCCACCCCUGGUGUCUGGGGCCCUGCAGCUCCUCUUUCGGCACUUCAGUCAGAGGCAGGAGGUCCUCCAGGCCUUCAAACAGGUCCAACUGCUGGUUACGAGCCAAGACGUGGACAACUACAAACAAAUCAAACAGGACUUGGAUCAGCUGCGGUCCAUUGUGGAGAAGUCGGAGCUCUGGGUGUACAAAGGUCAGGGCCCCGAUGAGCCCAUGGAGGGUGCCUCUGGUGAAAACGAACACAAGAAAGCCGAGGAGGGGAAUAACAAGUCACAGAAGCACGAAAGCACCAGCAGCUACAACUACAGGGUGGUGAAAGAGAUCCUGAUUCGACUUAGCAAACUCUGUGUCCAAGAGAGCGCCUCAGUGAGGAAGAGCAGAAAGCAGCAGCAGCGGCUGCUGCGGAACAUGGGUGCACACGCCGUGGUGUUAGAGCUGCUGCAGAUCCCCUAUGAGAAGGCCGAAGACACCAAGAUGCAGGAGAUAAUGAGGCUGGCUCACGAGUUUUUACAGAAUUUCUGCGCGGGCAACCAGCAGAAUCAAGCUUUGCUGCAUAAACACAUCAACCUGUUUCUCAACCCAGGGAUCCUGGAGGCCGUGACAAUGCAGCACAUCUUCAUGAACAACUUCCAGCUUUGCAGCGAGAUCAACGAGCGAGUGGUCCAGCACUUUGUCCACUGCAUCGAGACCCACGGGCGGAAUGUCCAGUAUAUAAAGUUCUUGCAGACAAUCGUCAAGGCGGAAGGGAAAUUCAUUAAGAAGUGCCAAGACAUGGUCAUGGCUGAGCUGGUCAAUUCAGGAGAGGACGUUCUGGUGUUCUACAAUGACAGAGCCUCUUUCCAGACGCUCAUCCAGAUGAUGCGGUCCGAGCGGGACCGAAUGGAUGAGAACAGCCCCCUCAUGUACCACAUUCACCUGGUGGAGCUGCUGGCUGUGUGCACGGAGGGCAAAAAUGUCUACACUGAGAUCAAGUGCAACUCGCUGCUCCCGCUGGAUGACAUCGUCCGCGUGGUCACCCAUGAGGACUGCAUCCCCGAGGUUAAAAUUGCAUAUAUUAACUUCCUGAAUCACUGCUAUGUGGAUACUGAGGUGGAAAUGAAGGAGAUUUAUACCAGCAAUCACAUGUGGAAAUUAUUUGAAAAUUUCCUGGUGGACAUCUGCAGGGCCUGUAACAACACAAGCGACAGGAAACACGCCGACUCCAUUUUGGAGAAGUAUGUCACUGAAAUCGUGAUGAGUAUCGUUACUACCUUCUUCAGCUCUCCCUUCUCCGACCAGAGUACCACUUUGCAGACCCGCCAGCCUGUCUUUGUACAACUACUGCAGGGUGUGUUCAGGGUUUACCACUGCAACUGGCUAAUGCCAAGCCAGAAAGCCUCUGUGGAGAGCUGCAUCCGGGUGCUUUCUGAUGUAGCCAAGAGCCGGGCCAUUGCCAUUCCUGUGGACCUGGACAGCCAAGUGAACAACCUGUUCCUGAAGUCCCACAACAUUGUGCAGAAAACCGCCAUGAACUGGAGGCUGUCAGCCCGCAACGCUGCCCGAAGAGACUCCGUUCUAGCAGCUUCCCGGGACUACCGGAAUAUCAUCGAGAGAUUGCAGGACAUCGUCUCCGCGCUGGAGGACCGCCUAAGGCCCCUGGUCCAGGCCGAGUUAUCUGUGCUGGUGGACGUCCUGCACAGACCCGAGCUGCUUUUCCCCGAGAACACAGAUGCCAGAAGGAAAUGUGAAAGUGGCGGCUUCAUUUGCAAAUUAAUAAAGCAUACUAAGCAGCUGCUAGAGGAAAAUGAAGAAAAACUUUGUAUUAAAGUCUUACAGACCCUCAGAGAAAUGAUGACCAAAGACAGAGGCUACGGAGAAAAGCUGCCACAAACUCCGGAAUCUGAGAACUCCACCGAGGAGCUUGAAUCAAGUCCACCCCUGAGGCAACUGGAAGACCAUAAAAGGGGUGAGGCGCUCAGACAAAUUCUGGUCAACCGUUACUAUGGAAACAUCAGACCUUCGGGAAGACGAGAGAGCCUUACCAGCCUUGGCAAUGGCCCCCUGUCACCAGGAGGACCCAGCAAGCCUGGGGGAGGAGGUGGAGGCUCUGGAUCCGGCUCUAUGAGUAGAGGUGAGAUGAGCCUGGCAGAGGUUCAGUGCCACCUCGACAAAGAAGGGGCCUCCAACCUGGUGAUAGACCUCAUCAUGAAUGCGUCCAGCGACCGCGUGUUCCACGAGAGCAUCCUCCUGGCCAUCGCCCUGCUGGAGGGAGGCAACACCACCAUCCAGCACUCCUUUUUCUGCCGGUUGACAGAAGACAAGAAGUCAGAGAAGUUCUUUAAGGUCUUUUACGAUCGAAUGAAGGUGGCCCAGCAGGAGAUCAAGGCGACAGUGACAGUGAACACCAGUGACUUGGGAAACAAAAAGAAGGACGAUGAGAUAGACAGGGAUGCCCCAUCCCGGAAAAAAGCCAAAGAGCCAUCCCCCCAGAUCACAGAGGAGGUCCGGGACCAGCUCCUGGAGGCGUCCGCAGCCACCAGGAAAGCCUUCUCCACCUUCAGGAGGGAGGCCGACCCCGACGACCACUACCAGCCAGGGGAGGGCGCCCAGGCCGCGGCCGACAAGGCCAAGGACGACCUGGAGAUGAGCGCCGUCAUCACCAUCAUGCAGCCCAUCCUGCGCUUCCUGCAGCUCCUGUGUGAGAACCACAACCGAGACCUCCAGAACUUUCUCCGUUGCCAAAAUAACAAGACCAACUAUAAUUUGGUGUGUGAGACACUGCAGUUUCUGGACUGCAUUUGCGGAAGCACCACCGGAGGCCUUGGUCUUCUUGGACUGUACAUAAAUGAAAAGAAUGUUGCACUCAUCAACCAGACCCUGGAAAGUCUGACAGAGUACUGCCAAGGACCUUGCCAUGAGAACCAGAACUGCAUAGCCACCCACGAGUCCAACGGCAUUGACAUCAUCACGGCCCUGAUCCUCAAUGACAUCAACCCUCUGGGAAAGAAGCGGAUGGACCUGGUGUUAGAACUGAAGAACAAUGCUUCCAAGCUGCUCCUGGCCAUCAUGGAGAGCAGACACGACAGCGAGAACGCCGAGAGGAUCCUCUACAACAUGAGACCCAAGGAGCUGGUGGAAGUGAUCAAGAAAGCCUACAUGCAAGGCGAAGUGGAAUUUGAGGACGGAGAAAAUGGAGAGGACGGAGCUGCCUCCCCCAGGAACGUGGGCCACAACAUCUACAUCCUCGCUCACCAGUUGGCUCGGCAUAACAAAGAACUUCAGACCAUGCUGAAACCUGGCGGCCAAGUGGACGGAGAUGAAGCUCUGGAAUUCUACGCCAAGCACACGGCACAGAUUGAGAUUGUCAGAUUAGACCGAACAAUGGAGCAGAUCGUCUUCCCUGUGCCCAGCAUCUGUGAAUUCCUAACAAAAGAGUCAAAAUUACGAAUAUACUACACCACCGAGAGAGAUGAGCAGGGCAGCAAAAUCAAUGACUUCUUCCUGCGCUCUGAAGACCUCUUCAACGAAAUGAACUGGCAGAAGAAACUGCGAGCCCAGCCCGUCCUGUACUGGUGUGCUCGCAACAUGUCUUUCUGGAGCAGCAUCUCAUUUAACCUGGCCGUCCUGAUGAAUCUGCUUGUGGCGUUCUUCUACCCAUUUAAAGGAGUGCGAGGAGGAACGCUAGAGCCGCACUGGUCCGGCCUGCUGUGGACAGCCAUGCUCAUCUCUCUGGCCAUCGUCAUUGCCCUGCCCAAACCCCAUGGCAUCCGGGCCCUAAUUGCUUCCACAAUUCUGCGGCUGAUAUUUUCCGUCGGGUUACAACCCACAUUGUUUCUGCUGGGCGCUUUCAAUGUCUGCAAUAAAAUCAUCUUUCUGAUGAGCUUUGUGGGCAACUGUGGAACAUUCACCCGGGGUUACCGAGCCAUGGUUCUGGAUGUUGAGUUCCUCUAUCAUUUGCUGUAUCUGCUGAUCUGCGCCAUGGGGCUCUUUGUCCACGAGUUCUUCUACAGUUUGCUGCUUUUUGAUUUAGUGUACCGAGAAGAGACAUUGCUUAAUGUCAUCAAAAGCGUCACCCGCAACGGACGGUCUAUCAUCUUGACAGCAGUGCUGGCUCUGAUCCUGGUCUACCUGUUUUCCAUAGUGGGAUAUCUUUUCUUCAAGGAUGAUUUUAUCUUGGAAGUAGAUAAAUUGCCCAAUGAAACAGCUGUUCCAGAAACCAGCGAGAGUUUGGCAAGAGAGUUCCUGUACUCUGACGUGUGCAGGGUGGAGACAGGGGAGAACUGCUCCUCCCCCGCCCCUAAGGAAGCGCUGGUAGUCCCUGUGGAGCAAACGGAGCAGGACAAGGAACACACGUGCGAGACCCUGCUGAUGUGCAUCGUCACCGUGCUGAGUCACGGGCUGCGGAGUGGGGGCGGAGUGGGAGACGUGCUCCGGAAGCCAUCAAAGGAGGAGCCCCUCUUUGCCGCGAGAGUGAUCUACGACCUCUUGUUCUUCUUCAUGGUCAUCAUCAUUGUCCUCAACCUGAUUUUUGGGGUCAUCAUUGACACCUUCGCCGACCUGAGGAGUGAGAAGCAGAAGAAAGAGGAGAUCUUGAAGACCACAUGCUUCAUCUGCGGCUUAGAAAGAGACAAGUUUGACAACAAGACGGUCACCUUUGAGGAGCACAUCAAGGAAGAGCACAACAUGUGGCACUACCUGUGCUUCAUCGUCCUGGUGAAGGUGAAGGACUCCACCGAGUACACGGGGCCCGAGAGCUACGUGGCAGAGAUGAUCAAGGAAAGGAACCUGGACUGGUUCCCCAGGAUGCGGGCCAUGUCCUUGGUGAGCAGUGACUCGGAGGGAGAGCAAAACGAGCUGCGGAACCUGCAAGAGAAGCUGGAGUCCACCAUGAAGCUGGUCACCAAUCUCUCUGGCCAACUGUCGGAACUGAAGGACCAGAUGACAGAACAGAGGAAGCAGAAACAAAGAAUUGGCCUUCUAGGACAUCCUCCUCACAUGAAUGUCAACCCCCAGCAGCCGGCCUAAGCAGAUGCGCUACAGGAGUGGUAUUUACCCUUUUCAGUUAUCAGCGGUGCGGGUGCGGCUAAUCACUUCUGAUUUCAGCCACUGAGGUUGCGUCCACACUUAGUACAUUUGUAAAUACUCAGUUUUUCUACCAUAUGUAUAUGAUUGCUACUCUGAAGGUUUGGAUAUAUGUAUUGUAAGUAGAUUUGUUGGCAUGAUGACUUUUCAUUUGUGCCAAAAUAUAUAUAUAUAUAUAUAUAUAUUUUAAAAAAUGCCUUUCUUGGAAGGACUAAAGAAAGCACCUGAUUUGCACUUGAACCAGAUUAUUGACUUAAAAGUAUACGACAUGUAUUUUGUAUUUAAAAAACUAGUAUAGCCAGUAUUUAUGUCAUUUAUAUAUAUACAUAUAUAUAAAACUGUGCAAUACGAAUUAUGUAAUCACGACAAAUUUGUAACUCCCGCAUACCCUAAUAAGGGAGUGUCCAUCUUUGAAGCUGGUGUGUGAAUACUAUGUAAUAAAUGGUUAAAUAUCGAAUGAUGCUGCUGCCAGAAUUAUAUUAAGAGUGAGUUUCAGGCCCUUGGGCAUCCCAUACCAUGUAAUUAUCCUAUGGUGACGCUUUUUCUCCUUGCUAGUAGCAUCCGUGCCUCUGUCUCUUAGUGACAUGCGCCAAGUCUAGAAACUGUACAAUCAACAUUCAUUUUAAAGAAAAACAACCUUAGUUUCAAGGAUACUUUUAAGCUUCUAAAUCUAUCAUUUAAACUACAUCUUUAAGUAAGAGCCAUAUUAGAGGCUCACACUUUAGCUUGUGAAGAAUUUAGUGAACUCUUUUUUUAAAGGGAACCUUUUAAGUAUUGUUUGAGAUAACUGAGAAUUUGUUGGCCAACCCAAUAUCACGUCCAGGGUGAAUUUAGAUGCCAUGUUCUGAGGAAAUGAGGUAACACCGAUGGUGGUUUCCAGGUUCUUUAGUCCAAACAGUAGAGUUGUAUUCUCCUUCAUCGGAACCAUCUGGCUACCGCGGCGAAGGAUGAAAACUCUGUGCAUCCAUGUGAAGUUGAGAUUGGAGCUGUCCUCUGAGAAUCCGUACUUGAACACUGAACACUGACAUACAUGACCUCUUGUGAAAGAGCCGCGCUUUGGCUUUAUUCCUUCAUCACCUGAGUUCUUGUCUGGAUGGAUGAGAGGGAUGAGGGAACUUUGCUACCUAGUUUUGUACCUGGGUCUCAUUUUACUCCAGAGCCUCUCUGCAAAAAAAAAUAAAAAUAAAAAAAGCUUCAACACGUAUCCAUA
Molecule: messenger RNA, 9769 nt
Organism: Dipodomys ordii (Ord's kangaroo rat)
Lineage: Eukaryota; Metazoa; Chordata; Mammalia; Rodentia; Heteromyidae
Gene: Itpr1
Product: inositol 1,4,5-trisphosphate receptor, type 1
Exons: 61
Coding region: 259-8502 (2747 amino acids)
Biological process (GO): calcium ion transmembrane transport
Cellular component (GO): membrane; endoplasmic reticulum
Molecular function (GO): inositol 1,4,5 trisphosphate binding; inositol 1,4,5-trisphosphate-gated calcium channel activity
Source: RefSeq, a predicted model, not a curated record